AUGGUCAACGUUAACCUCGCCGCUGGAGCCCGUAUCCUAGGGUUUCUCUUCAGCCCAGACAAUCUCAUCAUGCCGUUCAAGUGGUCACAUGAUGCUGGCAUUCCCGACAAACACAUACCCGAGACAUGGGUGACCAUUGUCACUGGAGAUGGCGCCAACUUGGAAGCGUCUGGUUCUGAGCCUUUCAUCUCACUCUGGGACGACGAUGGAAGAAGAAUCGGCCAGCACUGGGUCGAGGACAACAGAAACAAGUUGCCGGUCAGCAAUGACCUUAAUGACAACAUCUACAAGAUCCCACACACCCAGAACAGGGACCCAAUGGCAACAGCGAAAUACGUGAUGAUAUCACAGUUGUACUCCGAGACCAUCUGCAUCUCAGCUGUCCAGGUCUCCAACGGCAAACUCAGUGCAACAUGGUAUGGCGAUCUCGCCAUGUACUGCGGUGCGAAGUGGUUUCUCAGCCAGCGCAAAGUUGGGGACAAGUACCCGAAAUGCGUAUAUAUGAGUUCUGGCGGUAUCGUGGACAACUAUCCUCGAUCUAUCAGCUUCCACGUAAACGACAUGCUCGGGACACCUUCCAAGAUUCAGAUGUACCGCAAGGAUCAGCAGAAGUACCUUUGCAGGAGCACUCCACGAUUCGGCUGGUGGCGACGCCUCGAACCUGAUGGAACUGUUCCAUUCUUCAAGCCACCGCUUCAGUAUGAUGUGGACAAGGAAACCGGGCUGGAGGGCUGCGACAAAAGUCCUGAAUUGGCUGUCGACAGAGUCGUAUGGGACAAAGGCGUCUACACCAGGCCUAAGAUCAAGAGCACCAAAACGAUCAAGGAGCUGCGGCGUUCUAUCCCGGAGCCCGCGCAGAACUGCCCUGAGAAUGUUCUCACCAAGCGGCGAGGAUCCAACCGCGAUCCCAGCCAUCUCAUCGUGACAGAAGCCGAAGGUCAUGAAGCCUCACUUCACAACUUCUGA
This is a messenger RNA of Colletotrichum chrysophilum, 966 nucleotides long. RefSeq lists its product as uncharacterized. The record is from RefSeq and is a predicted model, not a curated record. Bases 1 to 966 code for a protein of 321 amino acids. The transcript is spliced from 2 exons. NCBI's taxonomy places the organism in Eukaryota, Fungi, Ascomycota, Sordariomycetes, Glomerellales, Glomerellaceae.